Messenger RNA from Dama dama (fallow deer), 1011 nucleotides. Its product is annotated as basic proline-rich protein-like. The record is from RefSeq and is a predicted model, not a curated record. Bases 1 to 1011 code for a protein of 336 amino acids. NCBI's taxonomy places the organism in Eukaryota, Metazoa, Chordata, Mammalia, Artiodactyla, Cervidae. The transcript has a single exon.
AUGGCCGAGCUGCCGCCGGGCCGCCGGUCUCCCCGCCCGCCGCCCAGGCGCGGCCGCCUCGUGGCCCCGGGGCCGAAGGCCGCAGCCUUGGCGGGGAGCCAAGCUCCUGAACCCCGGCGUUCCUUGCCUCCCACCCGCGACCCGGGCAAAUGCAAAGCCGGGCCCAGGGCGGCGGGGUCAGCAGGGCGGGCGCGAACAACAGGAGGUUUCAUCCCUAGACUCCGAGGUCGGGCAGGGAGGGGCUGCGCAGGGCUGGGCCCGCCCCCGCCGCGGGCCCGGCCCCUCCGGAGGGCCGCCUCUCCCCCCGCCCUCGGGUCUGUCCCCAACCCCCGCGGCUCCUCCUCCGGCUCUGAGGAUCCGCCUCUCCCCCCUCCUGCGGGUCGGCCCCGCCCCCCAGGAUCCGUCCCCCGUCCCCCGCCACGGGUCCAUUUCCCGCCGCGGGUCCGCUUCUCCCCCAUCGCGGGCCUGUCCCCACCCUCCGCGGGUCCGCCUCCCCCCAAGAUCCGUCCCCACCUCCCCCGCCGCGGGUCCAUUUCCCCCCCGAGGGUCCACCUUCCCCCGCCACGCCGCGGGUCCGCGCCCCCAGAGGGCGGUCCUCCCGCCCCCGAGUGUUCUCCUCCCCGCUUUGGGUCCACCUUCCCCCCCCAGGGUCCGCCCCCCCCGAGGGUCCGCCCCUCCUCGACCGUCCGACCGACUCCUUCCCGAGGAUCCGUCGCCCGCCAGAGGGUUCACCCCCAAUCCCGCGAGUCCGCCUCCCCGCCCCGCGAAUCCGCGUUCCCACGCUCGCUGGGGCACCGACCUGCCAUCUCCCGCCCGGGCCGGCCUUCCCAGCCCGGGGCCUCCCCGGUCCUGAAGAGCAAUGCUCGAGGUCCCGACCUUCUUCAUCUGCAGAGAGAAUCCAAACUCUUCUGGGAAGUGGGUGGCGGCUGGGGAGGGGAGCGAGACACUCUGGUCCCAAUCCCGGAAGGCCCCAGCUUGGGCCCCCUCCCCAGGCAGGGGGAGCGGCCUUGA